AUGUCACUGCAAGAGCCCCCAACAACCCACCGGCUGGUCGUAAACCAAUCGGACAAACACUAUAGUGACUACGACAUCUACGACGACUUCGGCCUGGACGAACCGUACCACCAUCGUCCUGAGGCCUUCCUCGUCCCCAUCAUAUUUGGUAUCAUCUUCGUCGUCGGAAUCAUUGGCAACGUAACGCUAGUGAUCAUGUUCACUCGCAACAAAAGUCUACGGAGCGUACCCAACACGUACAUCAUCUCGUUGGCCCUGGGCGACCUUCUUGUGCUGCUCUUCACUGUUCCCUUCGUCUCGUUCAUCUACGUGCUGGAUUCUUGGCCAUUUGGCACCGUCAUCUGCAAGUUCAGCGAGUUCGUACGUGAGGUGUCGGUGGGGGUGACCGUCUUCACCCUCACGGCUCUCAGCGCCGACAGAUACAUGGCCAUCGUCUCGCCGCUGCCGAAGUCAGGAAGUCGCGUGACGGUGUGGACUGCCUUCAGCAUCUGGGUCCUGGCAGUGCUGCUGGCAACUCCAGUGGCAGUUUUUUCCAAUGUUGACGUCUUCCCCAAGUACCCUCCGUACCUAAACGAAACUUUCAUGGUGUGCUCCCCCUACCCCAUUUCAAUGGGUUACCUUUUCCCGAAAGUUAACGUCAUUACUAAACUGCUUGUAUAUUACGCUCUGCCGCUCUCCGCCAUCGCCACGUUUUACCUGCUCAUGUCACGACACCUCAUCAAGUCGGCCCACAGUAUGCCUGGUAAAGGCAUUCAAAAGCAAAUGCAAACGCGACGUAAAGUGGCGAAGGUCGUCUUGUGUUUUGUAUUUAUUUUUGCUAUCUGCUUUCUCCCUAUUCACAUCUUCUUAGUUUGGUUCUACUUCAACCCAGACUCUUUGAACGAUUAUAAUACUUUUUGGCAUGUUUUCCGGAUCGUUGGUUUUUGUUUGUCUUUCAUAAACUCAUGCAUUAAUCCGCUCGCUUUAUAUUUUGUGAGCGGCACCUUCCGUUUAUACUACAACGAAUACCUCUUUUGCUGCUGCAUUCACGAAAAUCAGCUCUCGGGUAGAGUUGUGUCUCAGAGGAUUGAAGGAUCACGUGGCAACCACACCAACCCGAGAGCAUCCAUCACGCUGAUGGUGACGCCUCUCGUUCGUCAACCUUCUAACUCGACGAUCGCGACCAUCUUGCCGCGCGGCAACUCCAGUGAAGUUCUUCUCAUGAAGUCCAACAAACAUGCGAUGUUGGACGCUCGAGACUUUAGAAGCCUUGGUGGCAGAGAUUCAAUUUCCUGACCUCGUAACUUCAGAAGGAGCGACUGUCAUAACACUUCGUUCCAAUGUUCAAACAACGCAGAAGUCAGUGCCUACUACGUGAAACAAGAUGAGGCCAUCCCAGCCAUGAUGACAUGUGAGCCUCACUCGAGGUCUCCAGAAGGCCAGGUCUACUUCAACUGUGACUUGAAAAGUCCACGCAUGGGAGUUCAGAAAUUCAAGUUCAAUAAAUCAUCAAAUUCUCGACGCUCGUUAGUGUUAGGAAGAAAACCGCCCAUUGCUGAGUGCAAGUCUGAGAGAAGCUCACUGUCGGACGCCAAUGCAAGUCCUUAUGACUAAAAUGGUAUCAU
Messenger RNA from Hyalella azteca, 1604 nucleotides. RefSeq names its product neuropeptide CCHamide-1 receptor. NCBI's taxonomy places the organism in Eukaryota, Metazoa, Arthropoda, Malacostraca, Amphipoda, Hyalellidae. The transcript is spliced from 3 exons. Bases 1 to 1275 code for a protein of 424 amino acids. Gene Ontology annotation, biological process: G protein-coupled receptor signaling pathway. Gene Ontology annotation, molecular function: G protein-coupled peptide receptor activity. The record is from RefSeq and is a predicted model, not a curated record. Gene Ontology annotation, cellular component: membrane.